This is a messenger RNA of Populus euphratica (Euphrates poplar), 1481 nucleotides long. Its product is annotated as bifunctional dihydrofolate reductase-thymidylate synthase-like. Gene Ontology annotation, biological process: folic acid metabolic process; dihydrofolate metabolic process; tetrahydrofolate biosynthetic process. The record is from RefSeq and is a predicted model, not a curated record. The transcript has 3 exons. Gene Ontology annotation, cellular component: mitochondrion. Lineage: Eukaryota; Viridiplantae; Streptophyta; Magnoliopsida; Malpighiales; Salicaceae. Bases 174 to 1046 code for a protein of 290 amino acids. Gene Ontology annotation, molecular function: NADP binding; dihydrofolate reductase activity.
CAACAUGUAGCCCAUGCGACCCUCGCUUGGCUGCUGGAAUAGAGCCACCGCAGCUCCAGUUCGAAAUCUCGCCGGCGGUCAGCACCUCCUACGAUCUGGCGUUUAAACAGAAAAUUAAAGUCCUUUUUCCUCAUAAGAAUUUCUAUUUCAUCAUAAUUCAGGAGAUAAUUCAGAUGAUGUUGCAUUAUUGUACUCAAAGGACUCUAUUCCUGUCUAAGGUUUUACUGAAUUCUAGCAAAUCCAGCUUCUGCAAUUCAGCUUCUUUGGCUGCAACCUCACCGCUGUUUAAAUUUCAAAUCUUAACUGCAAAUUACAGUCGAUUUACUGCUAUAGCGGGUGAGAUUCCAAUGAGGAGUUACCAAGUUGUGGUGGCUCCUACUCGAGAUAUGGGGAUUGGAAAGGAUGGAAAGUUACCUUGGAGAUUGCCUUCUGAUCUCAAGUUUUUCAAGGAGAUUACACUUGCCACAUCGGAUCCUGGGAAACAAAAUGCAAUUUUGAUGGGUAGGAAAACAUGGGAAAGUAUUCCUAUCAAGUACCGACCUCUUCCGGGUCGAUUGAAUGUGGUCCUCACUCGGAGUUUUGAGAUUGAAGAUGAAGAAAAUGUUAUUACAUGUGGGAGCAUUUCCUCAGCUUUGGAAUUGUUGGCUGAAGCUCCCUAUUGUUUCUCAAUUGAUAAGGUUUUUGUCAUAGGAGGUGGCCAGAUAUUGAGGGAAACACUUAAUGGUCCAGGAUGUGAUGCCAUCCAUGUUACGGAGAUUGAGACGAGUGUUGAAUGUGAUACGUUCAUUCCAAGUAUUGAUUUUUCUAAGUUUCAGCCUUGGUAUUCGUCUCCACCAUUGGUUGAAAAUGGCAUUCGAUAUUCUUUUGUAACUUAUGUUCAUGUGAGGAACUCUGAGAAUGAAACUAUUGCUGGAAAGACUGGUGGAAAGUGUAAUGACGGUAAAUCGAGUUCUAAUAGGUUUGAGGUAAAGGAUUUCUCAUUUCUUCCGAAGAUGAUUUUUGAGAAACGUGAUGAAUACAUGCAUCAUACAAGCAGUUCAAAAUAGUUUGUUUACAGAUCCAAUUUAUUGCAGGAAGCUAUAUUAAAGUUCCAAGUUCUCUGAGAUAUGUCAGUUGUAAUAUCUUGAAGAUAUUAAUGUUUUGUUGCAGUUGAUAUUGGUUUCUUCUUCUUUGUAAACACUUUUUUGUCUGCAAGCAGGAUAGUUUGACUGCUGAUUGGUUUGAUUAAUGAAACUAUUUCGUUCAUAAAAAAAAGAAACGUAUGAAAGACUGGCUGAAGAAAUUAUCUCAAGUGGCAGAUGACAAGGCAGGAUGGUUACCCUGUCGAAUCUUAACCACCUUCAAUGUUUCCUUCUGGUUUUCUUUUUCACGUCUUCGUUUUUCUGAUGGCUGCUCAUGUGCUUAAUCUCUUCGACUUCUUGCAACCAAGGUAACAAGAAUCCUAAGAGCUUAUCAAUCACAGCAUGUCUUUUUGGAAGACA